Messenger RNA from Meloidogyne enterolobii, 779 nucleotides. The record is from the annotation of a GenBank genome assembly. NCBI's taxonomy places the organism in Eukaryota, Metazoa, Nematoda, Chromadorea, Rhabditida, Meloidogynidae.
AUGGUUUCGAACUGUCUGAAAUCCAGAGAAAAUCCAGACAUUUCAGUGCAGAAACUGAGAGUGGAUAAAAAACGCUUUUUAAAAUUUUUAUCUUUAUCCUUAUUUUCUUUUAAACUUUUGUCUUUCAAAAUUUCUUUUAAAUUUAGUUCAAUUAAAAAAUUUCAAAUGGAACAUUCACAAAAUUUAGACGAGGAAACUCAAAUAGCAAAUGUUGAAUUAAGACAGCGUUUUCUUCGUUUUCUUAAAUGGUUGCCAAAUAAUCAUGUUGAAGCAAAAAUGUUUGGUGCUAAUUUAAAUGGAAUUUUAACUGCUGUAGAUGCUGCUAAUUUUGAUCAUUUUUUACUUAAUAAAUUACACACUCCAACUGGUUUAGUUGAACAUGCAGCUUUACGAACUCGGGAUACAAUUUAUUUAAAAAUUGAUUUGCCAAACAAUAAAAAGAAUAGUUCGGAAGAUGUUAAAAUGGAAGUUGUGCAGCCUCAAAAGAAUGAAAAUAAAGAAGUUAAGUGUCAAAUGGAAAAUAAGAUUACUCCAAAAGAAACUUCUAUUAAACCAGAAGUUAAAAAUUCUGAAGAAAACAAUGCUGAAGAGAUUACUGAAAUGGAGGUUACUACUUCAACGAGUGAAUUCUCUACUCCAUUAGGUAGUACAAAAAGUGAGGGGCAGAAGAAAAAACAAAUGAGUGUGGCUGAAAGGAUGACACGUUCUACGGCAUAUUAUCUUGAACGAAUUAAAAAUUAAAUUAUUUGAAUAUUUUUGAACAAUUGGAGAUUUUAAAA